This is a messenger RNA of [Torrubiella] hemipterigena, 887 nucleotides long. Lineage: Eukaryota; Fungi; Ascomycota; Sordariomycetes; Hypocreales; Clavicipitaceae. The record is from the annotation of a GenBank genome assembly.
CGCCCACUCAGGUGUCUGCUGAGAUAGUGCUGACGGCCUUGGCUAUGGCAAUCCCGCUCUUCCCGCCCACUUUCAGCAGCUAGAGCUGAUCUAGCGUCUCAAUGGACCGAAUUAUAAAAGUCCUGUGAGCUGCUCGUCGUGUUCUACUGUGAUUUGUGAUCUCAGCCAUCCCCACCGCCCAUCAUGCAGUUCUCUAUUACCGCCCUCUUCUCCGUCCUCGCCGUCGUCAGCGCCGCUCCUGCUGAGCUUGAGCGCCGUGCUGCUGCUACUUGUGGUAGCACCCACUACUCCGCCGGUGCUGUCGAUUCCGCUUCCCAGGCGUCUUGCCAACAUGUUCAAAACGGCGACACUGCUGGUAGCUCCACCUACCCUCACAAGUACAACAACUACGAGGGCUUCAACUUCAACGGAGUGAGCGGACCUUACUACGAGUUCCCCAUCCUCUCCAGCGGCAAGAUAUACAACGGCGGCAAACCUGGUGCUGACCGCGUCAUCAUCAACGCCAACUGCGAGGAGGCUGGUGUUAUUACUCACCAGGGCGCCAGUGGUAACAACUUUGUUGCCUGCUCCGGUACCAACUAAAUUGUAUAUAUUUGAUACUAUUAUUGUAUAUAUAAAGUUAUCAAUACUUUUGCGGGUCCGACAGGAUAAAUGAUCAUGGUCUAUGUUCACGCCACUAUUCUUCAUUGCUAUCCUCUCUGGUGAAUGGAGCCCACCGAGAUGAAUAUAAAUUUUACUUUUGAAAGCAACUUCCCUUUGUUGAAUAGCCUUUGGAGCUCGGAAUAAACAGCGGACAAUUUUGAAAUAAAUCAUCCACUUGUUCCAAGCUGAUGCCAUUUGUCUCUGGCAAGAAGGCCCAAAAGAAGAUGCCAUUGGUUAUGUUGCAG